AUGGAGACUUUGAGUGAUGAGAUCUGGGAUGUCGUGAUAGUCGGUACCAGUAUACCUCAGUCUCUUCUGGCACUGUCGCUUUCACGAUCAGGCAAGAAAGUCCUGCAUGUCGACCGUCACUCCUACUAUGGAGGUGACGAUGCUGGUCUGAGUCUCCAGGAUGCGGAGGACUGGGUUCAAGACCUGAACAGAUCUUCGAGCACCGUCUUCCGAACACCCUCCGUGUGGAGACCUACUCGCAGGGAUGAAGACGAGUCGGCGAUCAAAUCGGGGUCGUCUAGGUCCUACACGUUGAGUCUGAACCCGCAGAUUAUCUACGCUCGAUCCGAUUUCCUUCCCAAGCUUGUUUCUUCACGCAUACAUUCUCAGCUCGAGUUCCUGGCCGUAGGGUCGUGGUGGGUACACCGAGAUGGGGCACUACACAAGAUUCCGAGCACUCGUGAGGAUGUCUUCAACGAUACAUCGCUAUCGAUGAAGGACAAACGUGCCUUGAUGAAGUUCCUUCGAUACGUACUGCAAGAAGACGCAGAAGAAUCACUUGAUCAAGAGGAAGAAACCUCGAUGUCACUGCAGGCAGCGCUUGAUACCAAGUUCAAGGUCCCCAAGUCUCUACAACCGCCUCUCCUUGCCCUCGCGCUCUCGCCGGUCGCUGCAGAUUUCUUAUCAUUCAACAAGGCUCUGGCCAGGAUCAGGAGACACCUGCGUUCGAUGGGCCAUUUUGGUCCGGGCUUUGGAGCUGUCAUCGCAAAGUAUGGUAGCACUUCGGAGAUCUCGCAGGUGGCUUGCAGAGCUGGAGCUGUCGGAGGUGGGGUCUAUCUUUUGGGGCACGAGCUGAAACAGCUUGACUCUGUCGACGAGGACUCCUCGCGUAUAGGCGAUAAAGGAGACAGUAUGUCUCUGCUUGAAGGUACACUUUCGGAUGGAACCCGGAUCAAAACUCGAUUUGUUGCCGGAUCCGUCGACGAUCUUUCACCACUACAGCAAACAUUGUCAGAUGUCACACCGUCUACUGGUACCUGGAAAUCCAUCAAUAUCGUGGCAGAUCCGCUGAAAGCUCUCUUUCCCCAAACCUCCGACAACGGGCCAGUCCCUGCGGCAGCGAUUGUGUUGAUCGACAGAGGCGACGAAGAAUCCGAUAAAAGCCCGAUUUACUUGCAAAUACACACCGAAGAUACGGGCGAAUGUCCAGCGGGUCAAUGUAUAAUAUAUGCCUCUUUGGCGGCUGACGAUGAGGCUGCAAAGGAUCGGCUGCAAUCUGCCGUCAACAGUUUCAUCGAGACGGCUGGGGUCAAAGAUUCGCUCCUCUGGUCGCUGUCUUAUUUGGUGCUGGGCCCUGCAGAGGAGCCGGAUUCAAGCUAUCCCCCACUACGCAAGCAUUCCUCCCAGGUCCUAGUCUUCUCACCAGAGCCCUACGACAUCUCUUUUCCUGACGGUGUUCUCGAUGCUGUAAAAGAGGCUUGGACAACAAUCCUUGGUGCGAGUGCAGCAGAUGAUACCUUUUUGCACUUCGAAGAAGGUGAAGCUGAGGUUGAGCAAUGA
Capronia coronata CBS 617.96 is the source of this 1539-nucleotide messenger RNA. RefSeq lists its product as uncharacterized. Gene Ontology annotation, molecular function: GDP-dissociation inhibitor activity. The coding region runs from base 1 to 1539 and encodes 512 amino acids. The record is from RefSeq and is a predicted model, not a curated record. Gene Ontology annotation, cellular component: cytoplasm; Rab-protein geranylgeranyltransferase complex; nucleus. The transcript has 4 exons. Gene Ontology annotation, biological process: protein geranylgeranylation; vesicle-mediated transport; small GTPase-mediated signal transduction. NCBI's taxonomy places the organism in Eukaryota, Fungi, Ascomycota, Eurotiomycetes, Chaetothyriales, Herpotrichiellaceae.